AUGGAGCUUGACGUGGUGGAAGAUAAGCACAAGCAGACCAUCCUUGUUAACUCGACGUGUUUCCAUCACAGUACAUCACCAUCAGCAUCACAGCUGAGCAACGCAACACCUCCAUCUUACAACAGCAGCCAGACUCCUGUUGACUGUGGCAACAGUUCAGUUGCAGAGAAGACUCUGGAGGAGACUGUUCCUGUUGGAGACGCUGAGAGUUGUACAGACAUGGCUGUAACCGGGGAUGAGUCAGAAACAGGGAGCACAGGCAGCAUGAAUGCCUGCAAUAUGCAUAAAUCCAGCUGCAGCUCUCCUCUGGGAUCUAUGAUGGCUGGCAGUAACAGCUCCCAGGAGUCUGCUGAGGAGGUCUUACGAAAGAGGGAGCUCCGCUUGUUGAAAAACAGGGAAGCUGCUCGGGAGUGUAGACGAAAGAAGAAGGAAUAUGUAAAGUGCCUGGAGAAUCGUGUGGCUGUGCUGGAAAACCAAAACAAGACUUUAAUCGAGGAGCUUAAGGCCUUGAAAGACAUCUACGGACAAAAAGUUGAAUAAGACUAAAGGAAGAAGUGGAAUUAUGUGGACUGUCAAACACACAAAACACUCCUUAUCCAUACUGUUAAAUGUUUACAUGAUGAAGUCAAUGUUUCUGGUUUCUAAUUAUCCACCAGCAGCAAACUCAAUGGACUUUUUGAGGUCAGGUUUUUGUCAGUGAAAAUUGUAAGGAGCUUGUGUUUGCAUGGGGAGCGAGAGGCAGAAGGAGAGCCGAGCAGUCAUGUUUCAGCUCGAUAUCAGUCAGCUGCUGCCCCAAACACCACAUGAGCACAAAUCUGAACCCACGACCUAAAUCUGUUACAAAUGGCAUUAUUUAUUUAUUCCUCGCAUCAUUUUCACUGGACUGCACUCAGCACUGUAUUUGACUGGCUUAAUAAAAUCCAUGCUUUGAAAA
Thalassophryne amazonica is the source of this 934-nucleotide messenger RNA. Its product is annotated as cAMP-responsive element modulator-like. NCBI's taxonomy places the organism in Eukaryota, Metazoa, Chordata, Actinopteri, Batrachoidiformes, Batrachoididae. Gene Ontology annotation, molecular function: RNA polymerase II cis-regulatory region sequence-specific DNA binding; DNA-binding transcription factor activity, RNA polymerase II-specific. The record is from RefSeq and is a predicted model, not a curated record. Gene Ontology annotation, biological process: regulation of transcription by RNA polymerase II. The transcript is spliced from 5 exons. Gene Ontology annotation, cellular component: nucleus; transcription regulator complex. The coding region runs from base 1 to 540 and encodes 179 amino acids.